AUUUGAUUCUAACCGUUCAUAUCUAGCCACCAUUACGUUAAGGUAACCAACAGCAACAAGUCUGGAUGACGUCUAAUGACAGUCAUCUUUGAGGCGAUGGACUAUAAGUCUCCCUUUGUUAUCCUGGAAGCUGAUAGGAAAACUUCAUUUCUUGUGUGUACAGCAAGACAUGAUUGUGUCCAAUUGCUCGAGACUCAAUGGCUGGGAUUUGCAACUACUUCAAGGUGUUUCAGGUUUUCAUCCACUGUCUAAAAUCAAUAUUCUCGUAUCUCAGUUUCGCGUUGACUGAUGGGGAGUGAUAUCACGAGAAAGUUAUCUUCUUUAUCAUCGUAUGACAUCAACCUUAGCCAAGUCUAUCAUUCUCUCUUGAGCUUGUCGAAAGUCCGUAAAGCUUCUUGUGAUUAGUUCUUUCUACACAUUCAUGAUUAUAUCUUCGAGUGGUAGUGUCAAAAUGGAGAACUCCAGGAAAUUUUCAUCCGAAGCUUCACAGAACCUUGGAAGUUCUGCUGGAAGCAUUCGCAAAGCAGAACCUGGUACAAGUUCAUCUCCGGAUCAAAAGUUAGUGCCUGGCGCUUGUGAUCCACCCAAAAUAUCUCUGGGCUCCAUGACCAUUGCUCGGAUCUAUAUGGAAGACACACCUUACGGCUUCUACAUUCAGGUGUACGAAAGCAACUCGAGAAAAGCGCAGCGAUUCCGCAUGGCAGACGCGAACCUGGGAGAAAGCUGCUUGGACUUUAUGACCAUGACUCCGGUCAAGUCGUUCGUGAAGGUGACAAUCUUCAACAAACGGGAUGGGAAGACCGUCAGAAUUGAGUGCCUUGCCCUGAGAGAUAAAGGUUAUGAUUGUGGUAAUAUAUAUUUGUCUCGUAAUUCCCUGGCGAGAAGGUUCGCUCAUAUUGUGUUUAGAGUUCGAGAAGAAAUUGUCAGGAUCUCGAUUCACGAGCUCUCUAAUUUUUCAGAAGUCGUCAAUGCAAACAGCUGUACUUCUGGUUCUUCAGGAGGAAGUGGUGGUGCAGGCACCAACAACGAUCGCAAGUGUGAAGGUGCUGUCAAUACUACCGUAGACAUCGAGGUCGACCCUUCGCUCUCUGCUUCUUCUCUUGAUUAUAGCGAUAGUGAUGAUCUCUCUCCAUCACGUUCGGAGAGUUCUACUCCAGACUUUUCGGAGAGUUCAUCUACUUCCUCUUCGCUCUCCCUUGAUACAAACAAUCAACCAGGCGCAUCUCAUGGUCUGGUUGGGCAGGUUCCACUGGCUUCCAAAGAAAUAGCCAACCGGGUCAGAUCGGUUGAUUUAGUUCAUCCAAGAUUGAUCCAGUCUGUUAAAGAAGAGAAGUCCAUGCCUCCUUCCAUGACCUUUGGUAGAAGUGACGAGGAGUUGGUACCUCUUUUAGGGCCUGAUUCCAGAGGAGCAAACCGGAAGAAGAAAAUUGCUCGGAUGAUGAAGAAAGCUGGAACUGUUUUCAACCAAUUUGUCCGAUUCUCAAACUUUUCGGCCCUUCAUAUAUAGAAAUGAAAAAGCACGAGUUUUCCGUGAUGAUCGUGUCUGUCCGUUGAGUAGUUCGAUAGCGCACAAUCUGGGAUUUCACAAAGUUAGACGUGCAAAUUAUGCCGUUUCUUCAGUGGUAACUAAAAGUUCUGCACGUGGGGUGCUCUGCAUGCCAACCUAACGUGCUUUCUUUGG
Marchantia polymorpha subsp. ruderalis is the source of this 1681-nucleotide messenger RNA. The record is from the annotation of a GenBank genome assembly. NCBI's taxonomy places the organism in Eukaryota, Viridiplantae, Streptophyta, Marchantiopsida, Marchantiales, Marchantiaceae.